This is a messenger RNA of Penaeus monodon (black tiger shrimp), 1909 nucleotides long. RefSeq lists its product as uncharacterized. The transcript has 5 exons. Bases 313 to 984 code for a protein of 223 amino acids. Lineage: Eukaryota; Metazoa; Arthropoda; Malacostraca; Decapoda; Penaeidae. The record is from RefSeq and is a predicted model, not a curated record.
AGAUAUGAAGUAACCUCAAGGUCCUGAUAGAUUGAUAACAGUGUCAGAGUGCCAGUAUAGAGCCGAGAACCGUGCCUACCCAUAGCACAGUCAGCCUCCCGGUCCUGCCUCACUUCUACUCGCUUUAUCACUUCUCGCGGACGCUGUUUGGCCGUGGCUCUUGUGACUGUUUCGUGACUCGUAUCUUUGCAUAGUUUGUAGUGAAAAAAAGUCUGAUUAUAAGGCGAGACUGAGACUAAGACUGAUUUUACUGGGGUGGCUUCAUUAAAGAGCUAUUCGUAUUGAACAUCACGUGUUGAGGAGAGAGGAGCCAUGGCCGAAUCACAUUCUCAGGAGACAUCUAUGAGGACCCCCACGCUGCUCGGGACAUAUCCUGGGAUCUACAACAGCACCUGCCCCGAGCACAGGUGCAUUGAGGAGCUCCACCUGGUCUGCGUGAACUUCCUGUGCAAGUGCCUCACGGGUUACAGUCCAGACUCGCAAGGUGGAUGCAAGAGCGACGCCGCGAGCAUUGUGGUAACAUGGAUCUCCCGCGCAAUCAUCACCGCGUUUGUUCUGUUCAUCUGCGUCGUUAUACUUUACCUUAUGUUCAGUCGCAGUUCAAGCCGGGAACGGCGAGGCUCGGGAGAGUCGCUGCUGGAGGGCGAGGGGAGCGGCCAAGCCUGCUGGUACGACGCCCCUCCGCCCUACGUCGAGGUAGUCCCGCCGCCGCCCUCCUACCAGGAAGCCAUCUCGCAUGCGGAGAAAACUUCACGAGCAAGCGACGCGCAGCCGGCCUCUAGCGACGACCCAAGCGCACCUGCCCCGCCCACCGGCUUCCCGGGGCUCACCUACACGACGGACGCGCCGAUCCGGGACUUCGCAAGGACGUCCUGCGACUUCGACUUCCCUUCGCCCUUCGACACGAGGCCACCGCAGGACCAGGUCGCUACGCCCGUUCGCCCUGUCACCGCACAGCACAGUGACGUGGUAAUACACAUAUGAGCCGGCUACGAGGCUGUCGUUGCGCUUUUCAUGAAUCCGGCUUUUGGUGCCGCAUUAACGAGGUGACGAGACCGGACGCGGCUGACCGGCUGAACAAGUAAGGCCGAACGAGCGGUCGUUAUCUGGAACCCUCUGGGGGCGCCACUGGAAGGGGCUCCUGGGUGGAAGGAGGUCCAUUUAUUUUUCUAACGAAGAAAGAAGUCGUUACCCUUCCUCUGUUUAACCAUAACCAAUUAACAACUUCAGUAGUUAUAAUACCGUAUGUUAUAUCUCUGUAUCUUUUUUAACAUGUAAAAAUACAAUUCUCUAUAUUUUGUUGCCAUUUAUAUGUUAGUACAACGGACUAGUAUGUUCAUUACUGUAUUAGUAUGAUUUCGGCGAGAUGUCAACAUACUUGAGUGUGUUUACGACACUGUCAAUACGUUAGUAUCUCUCAGUGUUUUGUCACUGUUAGUGUUAGUAUCUUUGACUCAGUGUUUUGUCACUGUUAGUGUUAGUAUCUUUGACUCAGUGUUUUGUCACUGUUAUUGUUACUAUAGUUUUUUGUCACUAUUAAUACAUUAGUACCUUUGACUCAGUGUUUUGUCACUGUCAGUUCGUUAGUAUAUUUGACUCGUUAUGCCACUGUAGUAUAUUUGACACUAGGCAUUUGUUUCCAUUAACAGUAUUUCCUUUGUUCUAUGUGGUCCCAACCGUAUUGCAUCAUCCCUUACAUCCCAUUUUUUUUAGUCUUUCAUCUUCAUCUCAGUAUCCAUUAAGCCCAAAGAGAGGACAAAGAACGUCAAUUUAUACGAAUACGGCCAUAUGAAUGAUGGCAUUCUUGAAAGAGAUCUUCCUCGCCUGUUUUCCACUUUUCGAAUAUUUAUAGAUCUUUUUUGUCAAUCCUGUCCCACUUUCUUUAUUUCAAUAAAAAAUUGCAGGGUUA